Malus domestica (apple) is the source of this 2344-nucleotide messenger RNA. The record is from RefSeq and is a predicted model, not a curated record. Lineage: Eukaryota; Viridiplantae; Streptophyta; Magnoliopsida; Rosales; Rosaceae.
AUAUAUAUAGUAUCCAACGAAAAGCCACCGCACACUGUACGAACGGGAUUUCUAGGUUCCGCCGGAUCCUUUUCCCUCCCCCACUAAACCCAUUUCCCACCUGUAACCACCAAACAGACGCAAGCUCCACUUCACGCCGACCACCACCCUUCGCCUUCUCACUCCUCCCUCCAAACAACCGCCCAAACAAUCCACAAAUCUCUCAUCUUUUUUACCAAUUUCUCCAAAAAUCCCAAAAACCCACCUCACCUCCAUGAAAAGAGCUCGCUCUCAAUGGCUCGUGAUUUUGACCGCCACUUCCCUCCUCUUCCUCUUCCUCCUCACCCUAACUCUCGCCGGACACGGUAAAUACUCCUCCUCCGCCGCCGCCGAUUUUUACUUCGAGCAACGCGAAUUCACUACCCUCGACCGGAAUUUCGAAGACGUGACAGAGAACACCGACGACGAAAACAGCCACCGGUUGGGGCUUCCGAAACUCCCGAGAUUCGCCUACCUCAUAUCGGGCUCCAAGGGCGAUGGUCCCCAGCUGCGGUGGUUCCUUCAGGCGGUUUACCACCCGAGGAAUUACUAUUUACUCCACCUAUCCGAAGCUUCUGAUGUUGAGUGGCUCGAGCUGGCGAAGUACGUGAAAUCGGAAGGCACGAUUCGGGAGUUUCGGAACGCGAUGGUGAUCGGGAACGCCAAUUUGGUCAGCCAAGGCCCCACCAUGACUGCCGCCACGCUCCACGCCAUUGCGAUUUUGCUGACGGGCGAGGAUUGGGAUUGGUUUAUUAAUCUCGGCGCCUCGGAUUAUCCUCUCAUGUGCCAAGACGAUCUGUUGCAUAUAUUUUCGUUCUUGCCAAGGGAGCUCAAUUUCUUGGAGCACACAAGCAAUAUUGGUUGGAAAGAAAAUCAAAGAGCAAGGCCUGUUAUUAUUGUUCCUGGUUUGUACCACUCUAUGAAAUCCGGUGUGUAUUGGGCGAGAGAGAGAAGAUCAAUUCCCGCUUCGUUCAAGUUAUACAUGGGAUCGACGUGGGUGGUGCUGACGAAGUCAUUUCUCGAAUUCUGUGUUUGGUGGGACAAUCUUCCCCGUACUUUCCUCAUGUACUACACCAAUUUCUUGUCAUCCCCAGAGUGCUACUUCCACACUGUUGCCUGCAGCCAUAAGGACUACCAGAACACAAGCGUGAAUCAUAACCUGCAUUAUAUAAGGCGGGAUAGCCUAGGGGUGGGCAAACGGGUACAGGAACCGCGGGUCGGGGCGGGUAAUUAAGGUUCGGGGCGGGUACGGGCCGGUUCCAAUUAUUUAAUAGGGGAAACGGGGCGGGCCGGGCCGGGCCCUUGAUAUUUUAGGGACGGGCCGGUUCCAAAUGUAUAGAAAAACGGGGCCCCGGACCGACCCGUUUUUAGACCAAAUGGACGGACGAGAUUGAAAAGGAACAUAACGUCCAAUCUUCACCGUUGAUUUUACCCUAGUCUACUCUCUUUCUUUCCUCUCUGAUCGACUUCGACUCCUCUAAAUCUGUCUUCUUCGGUUCUUCCGCUCUUCCGCAGCUCCGCUGUUCCGUCUUCGACACUCUCCGUCUCUCGCCGUCAUGCUCUGCCGUCUGUGACUCAAGUCACUCAACUGUCUGUCCUCUCUGAUCGAGUAUUCUUCGAUUCUUCUCCUCGACGACAUCGGACAUCCUACCCAGACUUAGAGAACCCAGGCACCGCGGUCCCAUACCACCCAUCUUCUCGUUCUCCUUCUUUCGUCCCCAACGACAUUACUGCCGUCGCGACCACGAACACUCCAUCGCCGCCGCCAGUUCAGGUGGCUCGGGCUUCCGCAUUCUCCUUUCCUUUGGACUCGUAUACGGAAGCAUCUUCUCAACUGCUCAAGUAUCUCCAGACUCCAGGUAGUCCGAGAGCAGAGAGGGAUGCAGUCCGAGACGGAGCAGGUGCCACCAGAGUCGGAAAGCAUGGAGGUGUUGCUUGUGAGGAUGUUGGCCAUGGUGAGAAACGUGGCGGUGCCGGCGCGGGGCUCGGUGGAGAAGCUGUGGUGCGACAACGAAGGCAGCAUGGCGGUGGUUCUGGAGUCCUUUCCGUAGCGGUUUCGCAAAAAAAAAAAAAACCAAGGACCGGCCCGUUUCAAACGGGCCGGGUUCGGUCCGAUUCCUGUAAUGAAAUAUGAUGUACCCGACUCGGCCCGGCCCGUUUCUUUUAACCUCCGGUUCCUUGAAAAUUAGGUCCGGCCCGGCCCGUGCCCAGCCCUAGGAUAGCCCACUGAAGGCAAAUCCAAUCAUUCUAACGUUGGAACAUUACAACGACAUGGUCCAAAGUGGAGCUCCUUUUGCCGGCACAUUUGCCAGGGACGAUUGUGAAA